This is a messenger RNA of Raphanus sativus (radish), 1151 nucleotides long. RefSeq names its product putative F-box/kelch-repeat protein At5g24040. The record is from RefSeq and is a predicted model, not a curated record. The coding region runs from base 24 to 1151 and encodes 375 amino acids. NCBI's taxonomy places the organism in Eukaryota, Viridiplantae, Streptophyta, Magnoliopsida, Brassicales, Brassicaceae. The transcript has 3 exons.
CCUCAUCAGAUAAAGAAACAAAAAUGGAGAACUGGUCUGAGUUGCCGUCGGAGAUCAUCUACUCUAUCUCCUUGAGAAUCGACAACCUCUUUGAUCUGAUCCACUUCCGGUCAGUAUGUUCCUUUUGGCGAUCCUCUAGCCUCCUCAAACUUCGACCGACGACAGCACCUAAGUGUCCUCUUCCCGUAGACUCUGGUGCUUAUGGUGAUGGUUGUCAUGUCUCGAGCAGCCGUGUAUACCUUGUCAAGUCUUCUUCUGAUCACAACGGUCCUCGAUAUUGGUUGCUUAAGAUAGGGGAGAACGAGAAUGGAGAUAUAGUUCUUAAUCGUUUCUUCGCAAGAACAAGUUACUACUCUAGACGUGUGAAUCCACCCUUUUCACUUGACUUGCUCAGAUGUCAAGUCUUCGAGUUAGCUCAAGAACAUGUCGCUUGUUCCACUUGGUCCGACGGAUUCCAACGUCUUGUCAAACUGGAAGAAGACAUCGGCUUUAUGAGUUUAGGCGCAGAUAACAACGAAUUUAUGGUUCUAAGGAAUUCCAUAUUCACGGCUCCCACGGUGUAUAGGUCAGUCGAGGAGCGUUGGACUGAGCUCCAGAUCACACAUCCCGAUGCAAAUCUUGAAGCGAUAGUUUCAUAUAAAAGUAAGUUUUACGCCAUUGAUAUCACCGGGAGAACAAUAGUUGUAGAGCCAACUUAUCUACAAGUGACUACAUUUCAGCGGUCUAGACCGUGUGAUAAGACCAGGAAACGUUGGCUUGUAAACUCAGAGGACAAGGUCCUUCUCGUGGAGAUUUGCUCAGAGAACCACGACGACUUUUCCAUACCUGAUAUCCCUGAGAAGAAGAUAUGGUUCGAAGUUUCAGAGUUAGACGUGGAGGGAAACGAUUGGAAUCAAGUGGAAGAUGUGGAUGGUCGUGUACUGUUCUUGGAUGAACAUUGCUCCUUCUCGUACUUGGCUACUGAGAUUCAGGGAUUUAGAGGCAACUCUAUAAUCUUUCCGGACUUGUGGGAAAGAUUUAAUAAUCCAUGUGAGCAAGAAAGCAUUCUCGUGUAUGAGUUCAAUGAGCAAGGAGUUAGGUGUGCAGAAGACAUUCCCGAGUAUGUUGAUCUGCUUCCAUCUUUCCCUGGUUGGGCAAUCUCAAACGCAUGA